Pseudocercospora fijiensis CIRAD86 is the source of this 1484-nucleotide messenger RNA. RefSeq lists its product as uncharacterized. The coding region runs from base 60 to 716 and encodes 218 amino acids. The record is from RefSeq and is a predicted model, not a curated record. The transcript has a single exon. Lineage: Eukaryota; Fungi; Ascomycota; Dothideomycetes; Mycosphaerellales; Mycosphaerellaceae.
AUAUUACAGAAUAUAGCGGAGCACCGAAAUCUGUCACACCGAAGGAAAAAAUCACACCCAUGGCAGACCAACAAGGCCUCAACGACCUCCUUAAAUGGUCCAUCGAGAACAGCGACUCCAGCCGCAAUGCACAGCCAGCAGACCAACGACGUGAUCCAAGUAGCGGACUGAAUCCGAAACUGCUUGCAGAACUGCUCGGAGGACCGUCAGAUGCAGAUCGCAUGAAGGACGCAAUGCAUGCGAUUGUAGCGCCCAUGGACCAAGUCGACCUGGACAACAAGCUCGUCGCGUGGGACAAUCUUGAACAGCUCAUUGAGCAAAUCGACAACGCAAACAAUAUGGGGCCGUUGGGACUAUGGGCGCCUCUCCUGAAACAGCUUGAGAAUGCCGAGCCAGAGAUGCGAAAGAAUGCCGCAGCAUGUGUGAAUACGGCAGUACAAAACAACAUCAAGGCACAAGAGAAGGCGUUGAGUCUUGGCGUGAUACCGGCGCUCGCCAAGUUGGCGGUCGAAGACGUCGAUCAGGGCGUAAGGAAGAAGGCAAUUGGAGCGCUGAGCAGUUCAGUGAGGAAUUUCCAGCCCGGGAUGGAUGAGCUGGAGAAGGCACUUCCUGACUCAAUAUGGAAGGGCUCGAAGGCUGGACAAGACGCUGCGGAUAUGGAGUCCUGCGACGAAGUGAUACAGAAGUUGAGAGAUCACUCUGCCAGUAGGUCAUAAUCUCGAGCACUUUGGAGUUCUGCGGCGUUGAGGGAAGGGAUGACAGGCAACAGAAAGCCAUGUCGAUGAGAUUAUUGAUGUCUGCCCAGAUGGCAGGAGGAACGAGCAAUGCACGAAAUCUUCUCUGGUGUACUUACAAUCAGCUCAUACUGCCGCGCUUUAGCGUUCCAGGGUUGCUCCACGCAGCUCAUGUCCUUUUGACUCUGCUCAAUUUCCGGGAUAAUGCUUUCCAAAUCAUGCUCGCGCAGGUUCAAGCUCCUCAGCAAGGCAGCAUGAUCGACACGAUGGUUCAAGCGAACGCGCUGCUAUCACAAUCCAAGGUCAACGCACACGCAUCUGAAUAUGGUACUACGAUGAAUCAGCUCGUCGCCGGUUUGGGUGAGCUUGCAUUGGCCUGGACAUGAGACAAGGUGCCGUCUGCUUCGAUGCUUGCAUUGGUAGACAGGUCUCGAGGGUGGAGGAGACAUUUAAGAAUCUCUGCGCUGAGAUUCAUGCUGUUGCAGUAGGAUCCAAUUUCUCGGAGCCAUCAAUCCAAGCCUGUGCAAUGAUGAUGUCGGAUCAUGGUCAGUGAAAGACCCCGGCGUCGAUAGAGAGCUUUGGGCCCAGGCAGGCAGGCUGAUCAAAACCUCCUGUCGCAAUCGACCAAUCGCCACGGUGACGCGCGGGGCUGUGUAGCAGGCACUUUGCCGCAAGGUUUCUUACGUCGCUACGGUUGCUUACGGUAUGAGGUGUACUUGUUAAAUAAAUACCUUUGCUCCUCCUUCCUCC